This is a messenger RNA of Ruditapes philippinarum (Manila clam), 3806 nucleotides long. RefSeq names its product structural maintenance of chromosomes protein 1A-like. Gene Ontology annotation, biological process: double-strand break repair; sister chromatid cohesion. Bases 175 to 3723 code for a protein of 1182 amino acids. NCBI's taxonomy places the organism in Eukaryota, Metazoa, Mollusca, Bivalvia, Venerida, Veneridae. The transcript is spliced from 27 exons. Gene Ontology annotation, cellular component: cohesin complex; nucleus; chromosome. Gene Ontology annotation, molecular function: DNA binding; ATP hydrolysis activity; ATP binding. The record is from RefSeq and is a predicted model, not a curated record.
CAUGACCUUUUCAAAUCUCGCGAUCAACGAGAUCAAAGCAAACAACACAGUUCGCGCUAAAAUUAUGUCAAAUUUUAGCCAAAUAUAAACAAAAUACAUAUUUGCAAUUAAAUUGCAGUGUGCUAUAUGUAGUAAAGAAUUGAAACAAAUCAUACUGCAUCCUCAGAAUAAAUAAUGCCUGGUUAUUUAAAGUAUAUUGAGGUGGACAACUUCAAGUCCUACCUCGGUAAACAAAAGAUUGGACCUUUCAAAAAGUUUUCAGCAAUCAUUGGGCCUAAUGGAUCAGGAAAGUCCAACCUUAUGGAUGCAAUUAGUUUUGUACUUGGUGAGAAAACAUCUAAUCUACGUGUGAGAAGGCUAAGUGAUCUGAUUCAUGGUGCUCCAGUUGGUAAACCAGCAGCUAAUAGGGCUUCAGUGACAGCAGUGUAUGCUGACCAAGUAACAGAGAAGGAGACAGUGUUCACCAGAAUCAUACAUGGAUCGUCAUCUGAUCAUAAAAUCAAUGGACAGUCAGUAUCAUCAUCACAGUACAACCAAGAGUUGGAGAAAAUCGGUGUUCUUGUAAAGUCCAAGAACUUCCUUGUCUUCCAGGGAACUGUUGAAAGUCUUGCCAUGAAAAAUGCCAAGGAAAGAAUGGCAAUGUUUGAAGAAAUAAGCAGAUCAGGAGAACUAAAGGAGGAUUAUGACAAGGCUAAGGCUGAGAUGUUGAAGGCUGAGGAAGACACACAGUUCAACUAUCAUAAAAAGAAAGGUAUUGCUGCAGAGAAAAAAGAGGCCAAGUUAGAGAAAGAUGAGGCAGAAAGAUACCAAAAACUUAAACAAGAACUGGAAGACAAACAUUUGGAUCUGUCACUGUUACGUUUAUUCUACAAUGAGAGAGACAUAGACAAGGUAACAGAGGAUAUUAACCACAAGAAUCAUGCCCUGCAGAAAGAGGUGAAGAAAAAAGACAGGAUUGAAGACGAGAUCAAAGAAAAAAAGAAAGAACAAGGCAAGCUUCAGAGAGAACUGACAAAAGUAGAGGCAACCAUAAAAGAGAGUGAAGUUGAGCUGAACAAGAAAAGACCACUGUAUAUAAAAGCCAAAGAGAAAACAGCCCAUAUGAUCAAAAAAUUAGACAGUGCCAAAAAAUCACUGAAACAGGCACGUAAAACUCAUGAUAACCAUGAACAAGAGAUAAAUGAGUUAGAGAGAGAAUUAGAAGAGGUAGAUGCAAAGAGACGAGAAUUUGAGGAGCAGAUUGAAGAAGAAUCACAAUCUCAAGGUCGUGACCUUCAACUUGAGGAAUCUCAGGUAUUAGAGUACCAGCGACUGAAGGAAGAGGCGGGGAAGAGAUCGGCUAAAUUAUUACAGGAAAUGGACUCAAUUCAGAGAGAGCAGAAGUCAGACCAGGAUAGAUACGAUAAUGAAAUACGUAAGAAGAAUGAACUGUUAGCUAAAAUCAAACAAAAAGAACACGAGAUGGAAGAGAAUAAGAAACGUGUGGAGAAGUUAAAUGAUUAUAUCAGACAGAGUACUCAAGCUAUAGAAGAACAAAGAGUAGCUGAAGAAGAACUAGGAGGGGAGGUUACAACUGCAAAUGAAAGAAUACAACAAAUUGAAAAUGAAUUAUGCUCAAUUGGUGAGCAACUUAGUGAAGCAAAGGUUGAUAAACAUGAGUCGGCUCGAGCUAUGAAGAAAGCAGAAUUAUUGGACAACUUAAAGCGUUUAUAUCCUGGUGUGCAUGGACGAUUGAUAGAUCUGUGUCAACCAAGUCACAAGCGAUACCAGAUAGCUAUCACCAAAUGUCUUGGUAAAUACAUGGAUGCCAUCAUCUGUGACACACUGAAAACAGCAAAGGAAUGUAUCCAGUAUAUGAAGGAACAGAGGAUUGAACCUGAAACCUUUCUUCCCCUUGAUUAUCUAGAUGUGAAACCUGUUAAUGAAAAACUAAGGGAAAUUCGUGAACCAAAGAAUGUAAAAUUGGUAGUUGAUGUAAUCAGAUACGAGCCACCAUCUAUUAAGAAAGCUUUAAUCUUUGCCUGUGGAAAUGCUCUAGUUUGCGAGACGGUAGAGGAUGCUAGAAAAGUGGCGUUCGGAGGUCAUGAGAGACAUAAGUCUGUAGCAUUAGAUGGUACAUUGUUCCAGAAGUCUGGUGUGAUCUCAGGAGGUGCUAGUGAUUUGAAGGCCAAAGCUAGACGUUGGGAUGAAAAAAUGCUUGGACAGUUGAAACAGAAGAAAGAAAAAUUGACAACAGAAUUAAAAGAAAUGUCUAAAAAGAAGAGAAAAGAAUCAGAAUUAAAUACUAUUCGUUCACAGAUUAAAGGUCUUGAGACGAGAUUGAAAUAUUCCAUUACAGACAGGGAUAAUACACAAAAUAAACAUCUAACACAGAAUGAGAAAGAUCUGAGAAAUUAUAAGGAACAAAUCCACUCAUUUGAGCCUAGAAUGCAUCAGUUAGAGAGAUCUAUGAAUGAAAGGGAGGACACGAUAAAAGCAUUGAAGGAUAGAAUGAACAGGGUAGAAGAUGAAUUGUUUGAAGAUUUCUGUGCCCAGAUUGGUGUGGAAAAUAUCAGACAGUAUGAAGAGAGAGAAUUGUUAGUACAACAAGAAAGAGCCAAGAAACGUUUGGAAUUUGAGAACCAAAAGUUCAAACUGCAGAACCAGAUAGAAUUUGAACGGUCCAGAGAUACUCUCGCUAAUGUUAUGAAAUGGGAAAAGGCUGUGACAGAUGAUGAAAAAGAAUUGGAGAAAGUGAAAAAUGACGAGGCAAGAAAUAUGGAGACGAUAGACAGAGAGAUGCAGAAAGCAGAUAGAUGUAAACAACAGAGACUGACUAUAAAGUCACAGGUUGACGACUUUGAGGGACAGAUUAAUGAGAUCAAGAAACGACUGAAUGCACAGAAUAAAGAGAUUGCUGCAGCACAGAAACAAGUUGCUGGCCACGAGACUUGGCUUGAACAGAAACGUGCUGAUAGACAUAGUCUGCUGAAAACUUGCAAGAUGGACAACAUCAACCUGCCUAUGAGAAAGGGCACGAUGGAUGACAUUACACAAGAGAACGAGCCGUCCAGUGCCAUGGAUGGUACCCAGAUGGAUGGUACCCAGUCCGAGACCGGGCUCGACAGUAUGAGCAGUAAAGGUGCAAAGAAAAUAUACGAGAAAGAAGCUUUGAUCAUUAUAGAUUACUCUGGUUUAGAUGACGAUCUCAAAGAGAUUGAUGACCCAUCUGAAGUGAAGAAGAAUAUCGAACAAAUGACUAAAGGAGUAUCUGAUAUGGUGUCUACAUUACAGAGAAUUAAUGCUCCCAAUAUGAAAGCUAUGGAAAAGUUAGAUGGUGUAAAAGAAAGGUUAAUGGAAACUUCAGAGGAAUUUGAAAAUGCCAGGAAAAGGGCCAAGAAAGCAAAACAAGCAUUUGAGAAAGUUAGGAAAGAAAGAUAUGACAGAUUUAUGCACUGUUUUGAUCAUGUAUCCAACAAGAUUGAUGAAAUAUACAAGUCCUUGGCAAGAAACCAGAGUGCUCAGGUAGCCGCAUAUAUUCGUGAGGAAUCACAAAAACAUUUCCAGUGUAUUGUCAUCUCUCUCAAGGAAGAAUUUUACAACAGGGCUGAUGCUCUGAUUGGUAUAUACCCAGAGCAAGGGGAUUGUGUAAUCAGUAAUGUAUUAACAUUGGAUCUGACACAGUACGAGGACCCACACCAAUACGAGGAAGAUGAUCGUACAGCUUUACUUAAUGUUAGAUGAGGAAUACAAACUUUUUUCUUUGAAGGAAAACGUGAAUAAUUGUUUUGUGUAAACAAUAAAUAUGUGUUCAAACAAAUUUAGUG